AUGUAUUCAGUAUUGUGGGAGAGAGGCCCGUUGCUGGGCAAAGGAGCAUUUGGGUCUGUGUUUCUGGCCAAACCCACAUCCAAGUUUCGCUCUUUUCCUUCUUUGAUGGCAGUGAAGUCAGCGGAGAUUUCUGUUUCUGCUACACUUCAGAAGGAGAAAGAGGUUUUUGACAAUGUUCAGGGCUACCCUUUUGUCAUUCACUGCUUUGGUGAAGACUCCACGGUUGAAGAUAACGGUGACAUGGUUUAUAACUUGUUGCUUGAGUACGCUUCUGGUGGAAGCUUGAGAGAUUUGAUUCAUAAUUCUAGUGGGUGUGGUUUGCCUGAAAGUGAUGUCAAACGCUACACCAAGUGUAUUCUAAAAGGGCUUAAUCAUAUUCAUGGAUGUGGGUAUGUACACUGUGAUAUCAAGCCUGAGAAUGUUCUGCUUGUGAAUGUGAGUGCUAGUGCUACUGAUGGUGCUCAUUUUGUGGCCAAGAUUGCUGAUCUUGGGUUGGCCAAGAGGUCAUGGCAGAGGAAGAAGAUGAGGAUGGACUUGAGAGGCACUGCUUUGUAUAUGGCACCUGAGUGUUUGAUUGAGUGUGUGCAAGAGCCUCCCUCUGAUAUUUGGGCUUUGGGUUGUGUUGUUUGUGAGAUGUUGACUGGGAAAUCUCCCUGGGAUAGGGGAAAAGAGUUUAACAAACGGGAUCUGUUCAAUCUUAUUGUUGACGAGCGCGAAUUGCCUGAAAUUCCAACUGGGGUUUCAAGUCAAGCCAAAGAUUUUCUGAAAGCGUGCCUUGUAAAGAAAUAUAUGUAUAGGUUCACUGCUGAGAUGUUGAUGGAUCACCCGUUUCUUGACGGACUUGGUGAUGAAGAAAUACCGGCUGUUACCUGUGUUUUUGGGACAGAUGAGGCCGAUUAUGAGGUUUUUUGUUUCUCAGAAGAUUAUGAGUUAAGUUGUUCUUCUGGUGAUUUGAGCUUGCUGCCUGAUGAUGGUAUGGCGUUAUGUUUUCCUCCUUCGCAAUUUGAUGAUUUGGGAGAACAUUUGGAUGGGAGAUCAGAUGAAAAUGUGCCUGUUUUAGGCCAGAAAAGGAAGAGGGUUACUUGUUAUGAUAACCAUAUAUGUGAGAGAGCAGCGCGUCGAACUUUGAAGUGCCCUGCUUCUACCAUACCUGCUGUUGGAGCUUGA
Messenger RNA from Quercus lobata, 1167 nucleotides. Its product is annotated as mitogen-activated protein kinase kinase kinase 17-like. The transcript has a single exon. Gene Ontology annotation, biological process: protein phosphorylation; signal transduction. The record is from RefSeq and is a predicted model, not a curated record. Gene Ontology annotation, molecular function: protein kinase activity; ATP binding. The coding region runs from base 1 to 1167 and encodes 388 amino acids. NCBI's taxonomy places the organism in Eukaryota, Viridiplantae, Streptophyta, Magnoliopsida, Fagales, Fagaceae.